GGGACCAGACUGCCCAGAUGUGGGCGCCACUCUGCCUGCUGCUGCUCGUUGCCCAUGCCGUGGACAUGCUCGCCCUGAACCGAAGGAAGAAGCAAGUGGGCACUGGCCUGGGGGGCAACUGCACAGGCUGUGUCAUAUGCUCCGAGGAGAAUGGCUGCUCCACCUGCCAGCAGAGGCUCUUCCUGUUCAUCCACCGGGAUGGUAUCCGGCAGUACGGCAAGUGUGUGCAUGACUGCCCCGCUGGCUACUUCGGCGUCCGCGGCCAAGAAGUCAACAGGUGCAAAAAAUGUGGGGCCACAUGCGAGAGCUGCUUCAGCCAGGACUUCUGCAUCCGAUGCAAGAGGCGAUUUUACCUGUACAAGGGGAAGUGUCUGCCCACCUGCCCAUCGGGCACUGUGGCCCAUCAGAGCACACGGGAGUGCCAGGAGAGAAACCCUAGCCAGAAGAAGGGCCGGAAAGACCAGCGCCCGCGCAAGGACAGGAAACUGGACCGCAAGCUGGACAUGAGGCCCCGCCGGCCGCAGGCCUGAAAAGCCCAGCCAUGCCUGGACUGCCGCCUCCCCAGGGUCUC
Messenger RNA from Chrysochloris asiatica (Cape golden mole), 571 nucleotides. RefSeq names its product R-spondin 4 (gene RSPO4). Lineage: Eukaryota; Metazoa; Chordata; Mammalia; Afrosoricida; Chrysochloridae. The record is from RefSeq and is a predicted model, not a curated record. The coding region runs from base 18 to 530 and encodes 170 amino acids. The transcript is spliced from 4 exons.